Molecule: messenger RNA, 3563 nt
Organism: Bactrocera oleae (olive fruit fly)
Lineage: Eukaryota; Metazoa; Arthropoda; Insecta; Diptera; Tephritidae
Source: RefSeq, a predicted model, not a curated record
CAAUGUUCUACAUGGCAUUAUAUGUUAGCUGCUGAAUCGGUAAUUGCUGGUGGUCGUGCGUUAAGCUUUCGACGAGCGGCAGCGUUGCGGUGCAAAUCAACAAUAUGAAAAGUAAAAACAAAACUUGUCGUUAGCUCCACAGCUGUUGCCUGCGGCUAGAUGUUUAUCGCCACUUUAGCGAGUGCGCGCUGAUCUCCAGCGCCAGUCGUUCGAAUUAGGUCGAUCGAGACGCUUGCUCUGCGGAAAGCACUAAAAGUGAACACUGUUAAUAUUGCGAUUCAAGUUGACGCGCACGUGAGAACUGUAGUCGCAUACACGCACAUUACGAAACACGCGAAUGGCAACAGCUAGCAGCGAAGUGAUGUAUUUAGUCGCUGGUAUAUUUGGCUUUAUCGCCGCUUUACUGCUCUUCGCCGCGCUGACCAUUAUUGUGCUGCGUUUGAAAUCACAACUGAUCUUUGGCAUCUACCCCGCGAAGGGCCUUUUCUAUCAACUGAAGUAUGUGAUUGCAUUGCUGUUGGUGCGCCGUCUGCGUCACCGUGUCUAUCACACCAAGGACGAGCUUAAUUCACCCGCAUUUCUGGCGCAAAUCGAUCGUCCGCAAGCGUUAAGCGAUAAUCCGCAGAGUUACGAUGUAGUCUCCUUCAUGGGUGCCAAUGAGCGCGGUGAAAAGUUGUUCAUGACCUUGGAGCGUCGCCGGCGUGGCGUGUUGAAAGCUUGCAUUUAUCUCUACCUUCCUGAGUUGGGCUUGUAUUGCACGCCAAAAUUACCGGACAUGCUGCACUUCACAACGGAUGGCACACGCGAGAAUGACGAGUUCAAAGGUUGCGGUUUCCAUGUGUAUCCCGAAGCGUCGAUGCGUGAAUGGCGUGUGCGCUAUGAAGGCGAGCUACGUCCCGCGGCCGCUGUCGGCAAGUGUCUGCCUGUGCACAUGAACUUGCAGUUCACAACGCAAGCGCCAUUUUUCUACUAUAAUCGUGAUCUGAGCUCUGCGGUCAUUGCGGAUUCGGUAGCGCGCGAGGCAUGGAAUGACGCAUUCUACAAAUUGCUUAAACAUGUGCCCGAAAUGGUUGAGAAACGUAUACACUACGAGCAAAGCGGUCGUUUGACGGGUGAGGUGCAGUUGGCAGGUCGCAGCUUCGCACUGCAAUUGAGCGGUUUUCGCGACCACAGUUUCGGCACCGAACGCUGUCUAUCCAAUAUCAAUCGUUAUGUUUAUGUUGCACUUUUCCUGUCGGAUGGCACCAGCUUGAUGAUCGGCAAUCUUAGUCAGCCCUCCUUCUUUCUCUCAUCCCUCAAAGUUGGCUACGUCUGCACACUGGCGGGCGUUUAUGAACCGAUAACCAGUUGCAAUUUUGAGCUUUAUUCUUAUGGUGAGAAGGGCACACCGCCGCGUCAUAAGAAUUUCAUUGUACAGACCGCAAAAGCAAAGUAUUUCGUGCAGAUUGAGGAGCAACAGUCAUCGGUGCGUUAUGUGGGUGCCGACUGGGUUGCGAAGAUCUACAACCAAUUUGUGGCUUGCACUGUCAACGGCAUUAAGGGACAAGGUAUCACCGAGUAUUUGUAUAAGAAUAAAAAUGGCGAACGUCCUGAGGCAGUGAACGCUACAGAUCCCGAGUGGUUUAGACGUGUGAAGAGCUUUGAACGGAGUUUGAGUAAAUGCGAAGAAGAUGAAAGCGAGGUUUUCUUCUUCUGAGCUUCGACGAGGCUCAAGCAGCUUUUAGGUCAAUUAAGCAUAUCUCUAAGUGCCUAUUUUGUGGUGACGAAAUAUUUUUGUGCCGGCACAAUAUUCCAACAAGGACUGAAAACACUUUUAUUUAGAUUUUAUCGUGAUAUUUAAAUUAUUUGGUGGUAAUAUGUGCUUAUUUUAAAAAGUGAACUGUUAUUCACAAUAAAAACAUAUAAUUUUAUUCUAGGAAAUAAGUGUUUUAUUAAAACAACUGCAUACAAAAUUUCCUCUCCCGCUAAUCGUUGUCAAGAUUUUAUAAUUUUGGAAUCUUAACUUGGUGGAAAGUUUACUUUUCUACGUAGAUUCAUGUUUACUGUAAAGUCCUGUCGGAUAUUUAGACUUGUUAAUGCAAAGCAUAAGAAAAGCUCCAUCCGCAUUUGAGGUAAGGGUGCUAAUUGUGCUAUUCGUUAGACGUCAAUUAGUAGGACGUCGGAUGUUUGUAAAAUCUGCCCUCAAAUGAAAGUUCAAGCGCUUGAAGGAACUCUCAUAAGGUCUAAGAAAUCUAACAAAAAAAAUUGUAUUCCUUUUGCAUUCCAUAUAUUUAAAUGCAUUAAGCUGUAAAUCUUAUUUUUUAUAACACCCAUUUUUCAUUGAGUUCUUAUUACCGCACCAAUUAUGGUUCUUGAUUUAUUUUCUCGAUAUAGAUUUCCCAAUGACGUAGCCCGCUGACAGGGAUUUAUAGCUAACGCUUUAUUAGACAAUCGCACGGUUGAUUGAUAAGGCGGUUUUACGAACGAUAAUUCUUACAUCCAGUAAAAAACAAAAACGAUAACAUUUACCCACUUUUCUAAGCUUUUUGCCCGAAAUAACUGUAUUGAGGCCAUGUCUGCCCGUAUGGGUUUAAUUUUGCAUUUGAAAUACGACUAUUUUGUUUGAUAAUCCACAUUGUAAAUUAAUGUUAUAUAUUAUUAAAACCAAUAUUGCUUAGCUUUGCUUAUCAAUAAAAACAAAAAUAGUAUAUGUUAGAUUAGCCAGUGAGAUUAACGCAUAUUAUGCAGGUGCUGUUAAUAUAUAAUAUUAUAUCAGUGAAUUGCCGGUUCGAAGCAAAAACUGAACUAUAUAGCAGUAUUUUCUUAUAUACAUCACUUUAUUUGCAGCUAAAGUGUCACCCUUUCAAUAACUUACUGAGUUUUAAUAGCAAUUUAAAUAAUAAUAUUGUUAAUUGCUUACUUCUUCAAUUAUCGUCGUUUGCUUUCCACUAUAAUUAGUAGUUGCAGCUAUUACCUAUAUUUAAAUAAUUGUUUACUAUAUGCAUCUAUUUUCCGGGUUCUAUAAAUAUGGAAUUAUUUAAUUUAUUGAAUAAAUCAUAAAUUAAGUGCCUUUAGUCUAACAUUUGCUUUGAAAUCGAGUUAAUUGAUUAGUUGGUUGAGAACUACAGUGAUUUUCAAAUAAGUUAAACGAAAAACUUAAAAAAUAUGUUAAAAGAAGCAGCUGGCAGUCUGGUUAGCCGAGUUUCCACCUUUGGAACAGCCCCUACAUUUAUGGGACCAAUAAUUGGUCAUAUUGUUAAGGUGGCAGUUAUUUGGAAAAUCUUUUUUGUCUCUAUGGGUCAUAGACCAGUUUUCCGUUACGCAGUUCCUGAAAAGCAUUCAUCCUUCAAGAUGCUAGCGCUUGACGUGAAUUUCAAUAGGUUUUGCGGCCUCACUAUCGACAUCCUCUCGUGUUUCAUACCGUGCGGCCGCCAAAUUUUUGUCUCUAUAAAAACCCUGCAAAUUUAAAUCCACGUGGGUUUCAGGGCUAUAGUUAAAAUUUAUAAGAAAAAAUAAAAUAAUAAUUUUUUUUUGCAUAUAUGAAAAUUUAUUUUUUCUCUGAAUUCUGUCUAUGCGUUUAUAUA